This is a messenger RNA of Sycon ciliatum, 4271 nucleotides long. Its product is annotated as mitofusin-2-like. Bases 596 to 3076 code for a protein of 826 amino acids. Gene Ontology annotation, cellular component: mitochondrial outer membrane. Gene Ontology annotation, molecular function: GTP binding; GTPase activity. The transcript has 16 exons. The record is from RefSeq and is a predicted model, not a curated record. Gene Ontology annotation, biological process: mitochondrion localization; mitochondrial fusion. NCBI's taxonomy places the organism in Eukaryota, Metazoa, Porifera, Calcarea, Leucosolenida, Sycettidae.
AACGUCACAAUCAAAGGUGAAAAUGAUGUCACAGUGUCAGUGUAUGAUGAGAUUCUUCAAUGAAUCUGGUAUGUUCGACCGUAUCAUGGUAUUUUUGCACAAGAAUUGUGCAACUAAACUAUCAGUUACUGUUACUUUCUCUAUCAGAAGCUAGCUGGCGUUGUUCGAGAAUCGGAAAGCAGUUAUCCGAGCUGAACGAGAGACUCGUGGAGAAGUACUUGAGGGGGCAGGGUGGACAGUCACCUCGGCUUCAGAGCUAGUUUGCCAGGGCCGAAUUUGACCUGCAGAUUUCUCAAGUAACUUAGUUUCAUUCUCGUAGAUCUGCUAGGUACUUCUACUUCUACUUUAAUAGUGGACACCUGUUUCUACUAGUUUCUAAGUUCCUUGGCUCUACUUACUGCACGCAUUCUGAAGGAGAUACUGUAGAUGAGCGCUGGAGGUGCAGUGUGGACGUAGCUGUGCCGUGUGCUUGUGCUGGGCGGUGUGAGUUGUGGGCUCGGUGAAAGCUGCACGUGAAUGAAAUUAUUUGAACCCACACCAGUGAAGUAAUUCGCGUGCACCUACUCGUACUGGCCCCAGCGGGUUGUGAGCCGUGAUGUCUGGCUUCCUGAGUGGCGGUGGCAGUAUGGACUCUUCUAGCGCGGCGGGAGUGUCAGUGGAUGGUUACACGAACCACCACCAACAGCAGCAGAACAUGGCUGUGGACGAGCUGGGCUCGCGGGCACCGUGGAGGCACAGCGUGGCCGGCGAGCAUGCCUCCCUGCCCGCGCUCAGCACCGACCUGAAGAGUGCGCCGGCUCUGAAGCGCUUCGGCAUCGCCAAGGAGCGCAUCAGCUCGCUGUUCGCGGACGCUCGCAGUCUGCUGGAGGACAGUGUUCAGCGGCUAGCGGACGUAGGGGAUUGCGGCGAGGACGUGUCGCAGUUGCUGGCCGGCACACGCUCGCUGCUGGAGCAGAACCGCAGCAAGCUGAACAACGUUUCCGAGAAGGUCAAGAGCAACCAGAUGAAGGUGGCGUUCUUCGGCCGCACCAGCAACGGCAAGAGUUCGGUGAUCAACGCCAUGCUGCGCGACCGCAUCCUGCCGUCCGGCAUCGGCCACACCACAAGCUGUUUCUGCUGCGUGGAGGGCACCGGCGAAGGCACGCCGUACCUGCAGCAGAAUAACUCACCGCAUCGCCAGAGCGUACAGACUGUCCAGCAACUGGCCCACUCGCUGCACAAUGAGAAGCUGGAGAGUCGCUCGCUGGUCAAAGUCUACUGGCCACGUGAGAAGUGUGCAAUGUUACGCGAUGACGUCGUCCUACUGGACAGUCCUGGUAUUGACAUCAGUCCAGAUCUGGACACAUGGAUUGAUACGCACUGCACCGACGCCGAUGUGUUUGUGCUCGUGGCCAACGCCGAGUCCACGCUCAUGCAGACGGAGAAGAACUUCUUCCACAAACUGUCGCAGAUCUCGUCCAAGCCGAACAUCUUCAUCCUGAACAAUCGCUGGGAUGCGUCGGCCACGGAGCCGGAGAUGAUGGAGGAGGUCCGGAAGCAGCAUCUACAGCGCAACCUGGAGUUCCUGUGUGAUGAGCUGCAGGUGUCUAACAGAGACGAGGGCAUGGACCGGGUCUUCUUCAUCUCAGCCAAGGAGGUCUUACAUCUGCGCAUGGUGGAGCAAGGGAAGACGUCAUCAGUUAUUCCGCUGGCGGAUGGCUACCGUCUGCGCUUGCAAGAGUUUGAGCGCUUUGAGAAAUCGUUUGGGGAAUGUAUCUCCAGUCAUGCUAUCCGUACUAAGUUUGGUGAGCCGGCUAGGGCAGGCUUGAACAUGGCCUCACACCUUCAGGACUCGCUUGCCAACUUCAAACAGCAAAUCAUCCAACUACGCGAGGGCUGCGAGACGAGUCUGCGCGAGUGUCGCGACAGCCUGCAGACACUGCGGCGCGAGGCGGAGGCGUGCCGGCAGGAGUGGAAUCACCGCAUCCAGCACAUGCGCUCGCACGCCCAGGACCAGGUUGCCACGGCAGUGUCCAAUGAGCUCCGCCGCCUCUGGAGCAUGGUCGAGCAGUUUGACUCUCCGGUGGCGUUUCAAGAACAAGACACGCUGGCCUAUAAGAUGGAGUUGUGCGAGCACAUUUCGGCAAAUCUUGGCCAGCAGCUCCUGACGAACUGUUCGCAGCAAUUGUCACGUGAUUGCGUUGCAGCGCAGCAGGAAAUGUUCGACCGUUUGCAGCGUGUUAUUCCGCCGGCUGUGGCUGUCCUGUCCUCGACAAUGUUUAUUAGGCCAAGUUUUCGCAUCACUCACGACUUGGAUAUUGUGAAUCUUUGCUCGGACUUUGAAGCCGAUCUGCGAUUCCAGUUUCGCUUUGGAUGGACAGCUCUAAUUCAGUGGCUUGCUGGUGGUGGAAGUGUACAGAGGUUUACCAUCUCAGCCGUACCAGCAUUGAUGCGAACAGCCAGCAUCAGCGGUCGUAGCAGUAGCAGCAGGACGUCACAUGACGUGGAAGCCGGCAGCAUGUCCUCGUUUGGCCUCCCGCCAGGCAGCGCAGCAGCGGGGUCAGCAGCUGUGCCCGACGGCAACACGGCCGCUCAGAAUGCAGCCAUGGUGCAGAGCUUGCAGAGUGGCAUGAUGAUGGCGUCCAGUGUUGCGGCACAAGCACCCUGGCUUAUGGUCGGUGUCGGCGUUCUCAUGUUCAAGGUUGUUGGAUGGCGUGUGGUUGUCAGUGGUGUGGGUAUCUACGGCAGUCUGUACGGCUAUGAGCGGAUCUGCUGGACAACACGUGCUAAAGAACGGGCCUUCAAAGAACAGAUGGUAUAUUUUGUAACCGAGAAACUCAAGGUUGCAGUGUCGUUCAUCAGUAGCAGCUGCAGUAGUCAAGUACAGCAGCAACUGUCAUCUUCACGUGACCAGUUAUCAGGUGAACUGAACACAGCACAGAACAGUCUGCAGAGGCAGCGCGUGGCACUCGAACAUAAGAUUGCUCAUCUUGUUCGUCUGGAGGCAGAGAUGCAACAGCUGCUGAACCUCGCUUCGUUCUCACGUGGUGGUUUUGAGAGGUUCAUGAACGAGCUGAGUGGCUUGGUGGAUGACUGAGACCAGAGGGUGAAUGUUUUAAAACAGCUUACGUAGCAUCACCACCGUGCUGGCAAAGCGUUCAGCUCAUCUCAAUGCUCUUCUGGAGUACUGGAGUACUGGACUCAGUGUGCUCUAUGUGCUAUGGCUGUUGUUCAGUGCUUGUGGAGGCUCUAAACACGCUUGUGUUGUCCCUACACAGUAAACACACAUGCACACACACACACACACGCGUGCACACACACACACGCGCACACACACACACACACACACACACACACACACACACACACGCGUGCACACACACGCACUCGUGCACACACACACACGCAUGUGCACGCACAUAAUCCGUGCUGAGAGACGAUUGCUGGCGUUGUUGGUGCACGUCCGGUUUUCGCGUCGUGGCAUGCUGGCGCCCAUGCCAGCAGUCACUGGUGGAUUUGUGUGUCGAGGCGCGCGCGCAUGCACGAGUGCGCCAGCGAGUGUGUUGCAGAGCUUGCCAAGCGCCAGUGUACGAGAUGUUACUCGUAUCAACGAGUAACAUUCCGUUGGCCGUGUUUCAUCCCUGUGAAAAUGAUCUGGCCGCUGCCUGAGGAUAAUGUGCUUUGCUUGGCGUACUGUGGCCGCUGUGCCUGGCUGCUGCUGAUUGGCUGUAGCCAUGGGAACUACACCGCUUGACCGGAGCAAGCCUGCGUGUGCUGGCGUGUUCUGUUGCCAUGUGGCAUGGACUGGAUGCGUGUGUGUGUGUGCAUGUGUGUGCGUACGUAUGCACGUGUAUUGGUGCAUACACAUGUCCGCCUAGUCAUCAUGCCGGCAUCAACUCCGCAGCUCGUUGCUGCAAGUUGCUUUUUUUGCAUUGCAUAAUUUUUGAUUCUAGUUUGUGCGGGGCGGGGGUGCACACGUGUCGGUACAUGAGGACACUACAGUACUCGGCGGCCGUAGAAAGACUUUUGCUAUUUUUGUGUUUCUUCCUUCUUUCUUGUGAAUGUGCGUUAGGCGCCGGAAGCACAGGUUUUAUUUGAGUUUAGCUUUCUUUUCUUUAUUAGAAUUUACAAUAUUAGAAUUUGGAUGUAAUGAGUAGCUCCUUGAGUAAUCAUAUUACACCAUCUGGUCAACCUUGGUUCAUCUUGGAUCGGCCGAUGUGCUUAUGAUGCAGCUAAUGUGUAAUCACGUGACUAUUACAGCAUCCCACCAGCAUCAUGCCGGUAUCACAUCA